AUGCCCCCUCCCAGCUCUCCCCCCUCUGCAGCCAGCCCCGGGGCCUUCAUGGACGGCAGUAUCCUGGCCAUCGUCAUCGCCACGGGCAGAACUCUGGGCUCAGCCCUGUCCCGGAAAUCAGAUGGCUACUGCUGGAUGGGGCUGGAUGGGACUGGUCUGGGCCAGGGCAUUGGGCUGGCCCUGACAGACUCAUUUCCUUAUUUGUGUUCAUUGUGGCCAUCCUGCUGCUCCUUCUGCUCCUGUACCAGCGCGACCCGCAGUGCUGCCAACUCCUGUGCUCCUGCCGCUUCUUCCAGAACCCCAGUCAGUAUGACUGCCCCCCUCCCUACUUCAGCCACCACCAGAAUUUGGGGGGGGUCCCACACUGGGGCCCAGCUCGCGGACAGAACUGCAGAGACCCCCCGAGGGGAGGGCAAUGAGCCGUUCUGCGUGGGGCCGCCUCAUGGCUACCAGCUCCGCCCGUGGCAGCCCCCUCGUCUGCCCAGCUACGAGAGCAUUCGCAAGAAGGACCGCCAGCAGCACAUCCACCAACUAAUAGCCCGGCGCUUUGGGCUGUGGGCCCGUGGAGAGAUGCCCCCCACCUACGAAGAGUCCCUGAGAGCUGAAGUCGGGGGCCAGGGUGCGGUUGCCUUCCCAGGGCCCAGAAACACAGCGGUGUAGGGGCCCUGGCCUCACCCGGCUCUUCCCCGGGGGUGGAAUGCCCAGCACUGCAAGACCAGUUCCCCCUCCUGCCCGCUGCUGUUGCUGCCCUCUGGCUCAGCCCCAUCCACCUCAAGCCCUGACUGUUACUGGGAGCUGGGCUGUCGACUCUGCUCCUCCGGCCCCAGUGGGAAAGGGGAAGCGCUAGGUCAGCCGGGAGCAGGGCAGGAAUAAUAAUAAUGGUAUUUGUUGAGCACUUAAGACGUGCUAAGUACCAUAUUUUUCUAACUACCUGGGUAGAUAUAAGAUAAUCACGUCGGACACAAGCCUUGUCCCAUAAGGGGCUUACAGUCUAAGUGGGGAAGCCGGGUUGCAGGAGCCGAGACCCACUUAAGCUCCACGGCAAAUCGGGAGAGUCCCUGGAAUGGGCACCCAGGAACUCUAGGCCUGAGGCAACUAUGGGGUGGAGAUGACCCAGGCCCCAGCCUCAUCAACUGCUCCAACCCCUGGAAGAAACACCGCAGCUCCAGGACCACCGAGAAGAGGAGAGGCCAGGGGUUGGGGGGCCUGCCUGUGGGACCCCACGGGUUUAGCCCACCUUAAGGGGCUCCGGCUUUACACAUAAACCACGAUGAGAAGA
This is a messenger RNA of Tachyglossus aculeatus (Australian echidna), 1279 nucleotides long. RefSeq lists its product as uncharacterized. The transcript has 6 exons. NCBI's taxonomy places the organism in Eukaryota, Metazoa, Chordata, Mammalia, Monotremata, Tachyglossidae. The coding region runs from base 1 to 660 and encodes 219 amino acids. The record is from RefSeq and is a predicted model, not a curated record.